This is a messenger RNA of Bicyclus anynana (squinting bush brown), 1372 nucleotides long. Its product is annotated as UPF0605 protein CG18335. The record is from RefSeq and is a predicted model, not a curated record. The transcript has 8 exons. Lineage: Eukaryota; Metazoa; Arthropoda; Insecta; Lepidoptera; Nymphalidae. The coding region runs from base 154 to 1083 and encodes 309 amino acids.
AAAGUAAAUCAAAGUUCAGUCAAACAACAUUCGGUACACUCCAAAUUACCAAUGUACUAAUAUCGACAUUUCCUUUAUUUUCCACUCAUUGAAAUUAUGAGUUAGGAAUCGAAACUUAAUCAGUUCAACACAUUCGGCUUUACCUUUUCAAAUAUGGCGUUGGAUUUGGUCAGCGUUGCUCAGCCCCACUACAUACCUGGUUACACGGGCCAUUGUCCAGAGUACAAGUAUCGUAUCGGCGACACAUAUGGCUCCACCACACACAAGAUACUGCUGGACCCCAGCGUCAGUCACUCGGAGCGGCUCGUGCUGUCUGAUAGAACCGCUGACGAUUUCCAGAUAUACCGUCCGCCGCAAACUGACAUCGACGUGGUGAACGCGAGGUUUCGCAACGGUGAUCCAGUUUACAAGCAUCCCAUGAUACCGGGAUAUGAGGGAUUCUUGCCUCGGCUGAACGCACACUUUGGCCAGCGGUACACAGUAGCUGCAACAGAAGCCUUGUCAGAGUUCCAAAAGUCCCAACUAAAUCAGCGAGCAGCACGUAACCAGUUGGAAAGAGUGGUUGACCUGCAAGCUGGGAAAGGAAAACCCUGGAACCUAGUUGACAGAUUUUCUGCAACAGCGGAGUUCAAAUUACCAUUAGUGGUGGUAAGGCCAGAGUGCGCAGGGAUAUUGCGGGAUGUGCCGAUGGACGAACCGAAACUGUCUCCAGCUACUCACUCUACCAGCCCAUAUUUUAUGGAGAAUAGCAAUCCAGACAAGUACAUGAUAAAAGGUUUUACUGGUAAUGUUCCAUACGGCUUCCAAAGAUUUGGUGAAUCAUCAAAGAAGCUCACCAACUCGGCUCUAUGCGACUUCUCGUCUAACUACAGACGACGGCAGAGCACUGAAUGGGCACCAGUAAAUGUAGUCAAACCUGACCCGCCAAUGUCCAUUAACCCUACGGAGAUCUAUCACAAGCAUGUCGGCAUGCUACCCAACUACGCGGGCCAUGUACCAGGAUGUGUGUUCAGAUUUGGAAAAACAUACGGAAAUGACACAAGAGAUGCUAAGAGAUGGCUGCGGGGUGACUUCAAACCAUAGCGUUUAUGAAAUAUAGAAGAAAUCAUUAUUAUCCAUUCGCCACCCAAUCACAGACAAGUUCUGAUUAAUGUAUUAAUUAUUGAAGUAGGAAAAUUAUUAAAUAAAUUAUCUAAUAAUAUUAUAAAUAAAAACCUACAUACACCUACUCUAGAUAUAUUUUUAUUUAUCAUAUAAAUUUUGUGAGCAUUUCUAUUUAAAUCGUCACUUCUUACAGUUUCAAUACCUUUACGUAAAUAGACAGAAUCAAAGAUAUUGAAAAUAGGCUAAUUUAACCUCAUAAUCAGAAAAU